Messenger RNA from Contarinia nasturtii (swede midge), 945 nucleotides. RefSeq lists its product as uncharacterized. The record is from RefSeq and is a predicted model, not a curated record. Bases 150 to 851 code for a protein of 233 amino acids. NCBI's taxonomy places the organism in Eukaryota, Metazoa, Arthropoda, Insecta, Diptera, Cecidomyiidae. The transcript is spliced from 3 exons.
UUUAUGAGUUGGAGACGGUCUUACAUUGGCAAUGGGACAGUUGAGUUACGUUUUUUAGUUUCUCUUGUCAUUCUGAUCGAAGGCGGCUUUGCUGAUGAUCUAAAUUCACAUUUUCUUUUCCAUUAUUGACAGUCUAUAUUUUAAAGUGUAUGUACGACGUACGUGUAAUUAAGUUGCAAGUUAACAUAGGAAUACGUUCAUUCAACACUAGAUUUGGAUCAUUUUCUUGUUUUUUUUUUUGUGAGAACGACAAUUCCAAUCAAGAAAGAAUUGUUGGAUACUUCAAUAUGUCGGAAAGAGUUGAAGAUUUUGAAGAUUUUCCCGAUGACACAUGCGAUGAUGAUGAUGAAUCUGAAGAUUUUCUGGGACAUAAAAAUUCAGACUACGAAAGUACAGAGAAUGACUUUUUGAAAAAACUUUUCGAAAUGGUGGAACAAGAAAAUUGGUGGAAACGUAUGCUUGAUUUCAGUCAAAAGGAUCCAAUCCAUGAUGAAAAUGCUGAUGUUGAACUCAUACAUGGUGAUCAAAUUGAAAUUUCGUCAACCGAUAACAUUUCUUAUAUAGAAAAAGACGGCGUUGACUUUGGUCUUGUACCAUCUUUGGCAUCACAGCCAUCAGUUGGUUUCAUGCGAUUCAAGGGGGGAGCAUCGAAGGCCAAAGAACCGAGUCGCGAUGAAGUGGAAUUGCACGUGCUUAAAGGUGAAUUCCUUAUAGAAUGUGACGAUACCACCAUGGACGCUUUUGCUGGUUGUGAUGUGACCGUUCCAAAGGGCGUAUCGUAUGGAUUGAAGAACGUUAGUGAUGACAUUGGUAUCAUACAAUGCACAUAUGCAGCAUUAUCAAUGUCAUGAGCAUUUAUUUGAUUUGGUUUUUUUCACAAAUUUAAGUUAAAAAUCGUAAGCCCACUUAUAAUGAAAUAUAAAUUGAAAUCUAUGAUAAUUUGAU